AUGUUCUCCAUCGACAGCCAUCCGAUGUGGAUCUACGCCGUCGACGGCGCCUUUGUCGAGCCGAUACCCGUGGACGCCAUCCCGAUCCAGAAUGGGGCACGAUUUUCCGUUCUCAUUAAGCUGCAAGAUUUCGGCAACUUCAACAUGAGGGUGUCCUCGAUCGGACCAUCACAGUCCAUCAGCAACUAUGCUGUUCUCUCAUACCACGACAGACUGAUGAGGUCGUUCCCGCCAGCCCCUGUUUCGCAGACCGCCGAUAGCACUUUCGUCCUUACCAUGAUCGUGGCCGGGCAGACGUACCUCUGGGCUCUGAACAACACGAUUUAUCCCCUGACACACCAGACGGAGAAGCCUCUACUCUUCAACCCACAGCCAUAUAUAAGCAACAAUGUGACCAUCUCCACACUGAACAACACCUGGGUUGACCUCGUGUUCGUCACCUCGACCUUCCCACAGCCGCAACACCCGAUGCACAAGCACGGCGGAAAGAUGUUCAUGAUCGGCUCAGGAACCGGGCCGUUCCCCUGGGCCACGGUAGCCGAGGCGGCGGCGGCCCAACCGGCAAGCUUCAACUUCGUCAACCCUCCCAGGAGAGACACGUUCGCCACGGCUUCCACAUCCAACAACACGGCGUGGUUGGCGGUCCGGUACUACAGCAACGACCCCGGAGCUUGGUUUUUGCACUGCCACCUUUCAUCGCAUCUUGACGGCGGCAUGUCGGUGGCCAUCCAGGAUGGUGUGGAUGUCUUCCCCACCGUGCCCGCCGAGUAUCUGAACUUCUAA
Molecule: messenger RNA, 783 nt
Organism: Diaporthe batatas
Lineage: Eukaryota; Fungi; Ascomycota; Sordariomycetes; Diaporthales; Diaporthaceae
Exons: 2
Coding region: 1-783 (260 amino acids)
Molecular function (GO): copper ion binding; oxidoreductase activity
Source: RefSeq, a predicted model, not a curated record